This is a messenger RNA of Phodopus roborovskii (desert hamster), 2045 nucleotides long. It is a transcript of the gene Poc1a, whose product is annotated as POC1 centriolar protein A. Lineage: Eukaryota; Metazoa; Chordata; Mammalia; Rodentia; Cricetidae. Gene Ontology annotation, biological process: cilium assembly. Gene Ontology annotation, cellular component: ciliary basal body; centriole. The transcript has 11 exons. The record is from RefSeq and is a predicted model, not a curated record. Bases 218 to 1435 code for a protein of 405 amino acids. Gene Ontology annotation, molecular function: protein binding.
AGCGUGGCGCCGGUCGAGCGGCCCCACUUCCGGUCGGCGGGCAAAAACUUAGGGUUCUCCUUUAACUGCGGUGGGCGGGACACGACGACGCCACCGGCGUUGCUAUUGGCGGCGAUUGGGGGCGCGGAAACUGAACUGGCACAACUGCCGCCGCACCUACCUCGGGUUUUUGGGGUGCCUUUGGUCCUGCUAGCCUCGCCACCCUGCCAACUCCGCCAUGGCCGCUCCCAGCCCGGAGGACCCCUCAUUGGAGAGGCAUUUUAAGGGCCACCGAGAUGCAGUUACUUGUGUGGACUUCAGUCUCAACACGAAGCAGCUGGCCAGCGGCUCCAUGGACUCGUGCCUCAUGAUCUGGCACAUGAAGCCCCAGUCACGUGCCUACCGCUUCACGGGCCACAAGGAUGCUGUGACUUGUGUGAACUUCUCCCCAUCGGGACACCUGCUUGCAUCAGGCUCCCGAGACAAGACUGUUCGCAUCUGGAUACCCAAUGUCAAGGGUGAGUCAACCGUGUUUCGUGCACACACGGCCACAGUGAGGAGUGUCCACUUCUGCAGUGAUGGCCAGUCGCUUGUGACAGCCUCUGACGACAAGACAGUCAAGGUGUGGUCAACUCACCGCCAGAGAUUCCUGUUUUCCCUGAGCCAGCAUAUCAACUGGGUCCGCUGUGCCAAGUUCUCCCCCGACGGGCGGCUCAUUGUAUCUGCCAGUGAUGACAAGACUGUCAAGCUGUGGGACAAGACCAGUCGGGAGUGUGUCCACUCAUACUGCGAGCAUGGCGGAUUUGUCACCUAUGUGGAUUUCCACCCCAGUGGUACCUGCAUUGCUGCCGCUGGCAUGGACAACACAGUGAAGGUCUGGGAUGUGCGGACUCACCGGCUGUUGCAACAUUAUCAGCUACACAGUGCAGCCGUGAACGCCCUGUCCUUCCAUCCGUCGGGAAACUACCUCAUCACAGCCUCCAGCGACUCAACCCUGAAGAUCCUGGACCUGAUGGAGGGCCGGCUGCUCUACACACUCCAUGGGCACCAGGGACCUGCCACCACCGUUGCCUUUUCAAGGACUGGGGAGUAUUUUGCUUCUGGAGGCUCUGAUGAGCAGGUGAUGGUUUGGAAGAGUAACUUUGAUGUUGUUGACUGUGGAGACGUGAAGGUGCAGAGGCCUCCCCGCCUGGCCAGAUCUGCUGGAAAUCUGCCAGAAAUGGAUUUACCUGGCCCACCAGGCAGAGACAAGAUUCUGGAGUCGGUGCAAGGCCAGCCCCAGGAGCCCGUCAGUAUGCCCCAGACCCUGACCAGCACACUGGAGCACAUCGUGGGCCAGCUGGACGUCCUCACACAGACAGUGUCCAUCCUGGAACAGCGGUUGACACUGGCAGAAGACAAGCUGAAGCAGUGCCUGGAGAACCAGCAGCUAAUCAUGCAGCGAACGCCGUCGUGAUCCAGGGAGCAAGAAUCAGGAGCUCAGUUGAUUAGGAGGACAGCAGGCCAGGGAUUUGUACGGGGACUUGAGUAAAUAAAUAAAGGGAUUCAGCCCUGAGGGAGCCACAUCUGUACCCAGUCUGAGAUUGGGUGCUCCUGCUCCCCAUCCCCAAUUGCUGUUUGUACCUGGAAGCUGACCAUGGGAAGCGCCAGUGGGCGGAGCCACACAGAAGGGAGGCUUGUGACCACACCUAGUUUAUUAACAGAAAGGAGCCAAUUGAGCUGGGCGCUUCCUCCGAGUACUAAGAUGGUGGCACACUGCCUAGAGAGCCUUGCUGGGUUUCCAUUCACCUCACCUCAGCCUCCUGACUGGCUUCUAAGUUGGCAUACUGCUCAUUGCUUGGAUAAGGCAAGAAUUUUCUCCCCAUCUGACCCUUCCCCCCCACCAAAAAAGCCCCCAAGGGACACAUCAGAGUCAGGUUUAUUUGGGAAUAAGCUUGGUGGAAUGGGUAGGGCCUUUGGAAAGGCUUUAAUUUCUGUUACCACAUAUAUUCGCAAGGGCCUGUGGCUUCUUCCUCUCUACAUGCAUGGGUACAGAGGGAUCUGGAAAUUAAAACUAAUUUGACUGA